Molecule: messenger RNA, 1875 nt
Organism: Thlaspi arvense
Lineage: Eukaryota; Viridiplantae; Streptophyta; Magnoliopsida; Brassicales; Brassicaceae
Source: the annotation of a GenBank genome assembly
GUAGCUUUUACGUAAUUUUAUUUAUUUAAACUGUAGUUUAGGUAUUAAUAAAAAUGAAAAAGGAAUAUAUUUAUUUUCGGUUGAGGAUCUCUCUCGAGCAUCAUCAUCGACCAUCGCUAUUUUCCGAUUAGAUUCAUAGAUGAACGGCGCAUUAGGUAACUCGUCCGCCUCCGUGAGCGGCGACGGAAACGGCGGCGGAGAAGGAGCUGGAGGACCGGCGCCUUUCUUGGUAAAAACGUACGAGAUGGUAGACGAUUCGUCGACGGACCAGAUUGUCUCCUGGAGCUCCACCAACAACAGCUUCAUCGUUUGGAACCACGCGGAGUUUUCACGCCUCCUUCUUCCGACUUACUUCAAGCACAAUAACUUCUCUUCCUUCAUCCGUCAGCUCAAUACAUAUGGAUUCAGGAAGAUUGAUCCAGAGAGAUGGGAAUUUUCAAAUGAUGAUUUCAUUAAAGAUCAGAAGCAUCUUCUCAAAAAUAUACACAGACGGAAACCUAUACACAGCCACAGUCACCCACCUCCUUCCUCUUCCGCAGAUCUCGAAAGAGCGACGCUGCAAGAGCAGAUGGACAAGCUCUCUCGCGAAAAAGCCGCCAUCGAAGCUAAGCUUCUCAAGUUCAAGCAGCAGAAAUCCACGGCGAAGCAUCAGCUAGAGGAAAUGAGUGAGCAUGUCGACGAUAUGGAGAAGAGGCAGAAGAAGCUUCUUCAGUUCCUGGAAACAGCGAUUCGGAAUCCUGCUUUCAUCAAGAACUUUGGCCGUAAAGUCGAGGAAUUGGAUAUUUCGGCUUACAACAAAAAGCGAAGGCUUCCUCAAGUGGUUGACCAAUCAAAGCCACCUUCAGAAGAUUCUCAUCUUGAUAACAGCAGUGGUAGCUCGAGACCAGAGUCUGGAAACGUUUUCCAUCAUAAUUUCUCGAGUAAAUUGCGAUUAGAGCUUUCUCCGGCGGUUUCAGAUAUGAACAUGGUUUCACACAGUAUACAAAGCUCCAACGAAGAAGGACCUAGCCCUAAAGGAUUACUAUCAGGAAGUGAUCCAAAAGCUACACAAACAAGAAGAGAAGCCUUACCGUUUGCAACUGAAGCACUAGAGCUCGCGGAUACAGGAUCAUGCCCGAGGAGAUUACUGUUAAACGACAACACAAGAGCAGAGACCUUGCACCAGAGGAUAACUUCUUCAGAGGAGACUGAUGGUAGCUUCUCGUGUCACUUAAACCUAACUCUGGCUUCUGCUCCAUUACCGGAGAAGACAGCUUCACAGAUAGCUAAGACAACUCUUAAAAGUCAGGAGAUUGGAAGAUGUACGGAGCUAAACUUCAACUCUAUAGAGACAAGCGCAAGCGAGAGAAACCGGAGUCAUCAACAAGAGGUUGUGGUUGGAGGUAAACAAGCAAACGCAGCUCCUCCGGCUAGAGUGAACGAUGUAUUCUGGGAACAGUUCUUAACGGAGAGGCCAGGGUCUUCGGAUAACGAAGAGGCGAGUUCUACUUAUAGAGCAAAUCCAUAUGAAGAGCAAGAGGAGAGAAGAAACGGGCAUAUGAUGUCACGUAAUACAAAGAAUAUCGAGCAGCUGACUUUAUAAAGUAACUAAAACGGUAAUAUUAACUGAGUAUGGUCUGUGGAUUUGGUAUUUUUUAUGGCUGAGUAAAGUAAAUGAAAAACAUUGGGACUGAAACAGGGUCCAAACCGUAAGUAGCCUUGUUGUAGUUGUAAACUGUUGUUUUUUUUCUUUAUACACAUGUAAUUGACUGUAAAUUUAAGUGCAUAGGAUUUAAAUUGAAUAAGCAGCUUUCUUUUCUUCUUUCCCUGGGUUAUUUUGGUUAGAGAAUAUAUAGCCAUACUGUUUUAUGAAUUAAGCAAGUAACAAAUGUUUAC